Pichia membranifaciens NRRL Y-2026 is the source of this 2008-nucleotide messenger RNA. RefSeq lists its product as hypothetical. NCBI's taxonomy places the organism in Eukaryota, Fungi, Ascomycota, Pichiomycetes, Pichiales, Pichiaceae. The coding region runs from base 1 to 1851 and encodes 616 amino acids. The record is from RefSeq and is a predicted model, not a curated record. The transcript has 2 exons. Gene Ontology annotation, molecular function: protein binding.
AUGGAUUUUGCCCACCCAAACAAAAAGCGUCACAUUGAAAACUCCCUAAUACACAGCUCCAAUGCGAUCGAACUCAGCGCCUCCUCCCAGUCGAACCUCAACCUCACCUCCUAUCUUGAAGACCACCGCACGUCUCUCCCCUUGCCGUCGCCCAGCGCCUCCCCGAUACACUCCUCUGCCGAAAACCUGGGCGGCCCUUCCGACGAUACCAACGGACCUUCUGAGACAGCCCUUCUUACACAAUCCUACCCCACCUCGCAGGCAGAUAAGUUCUCUCUCCUUACAUCACUAGUUUCGAACUUGAACAACGCAUCUCCAGAGGUAAACGCUUUGCUAUUCCAGCUACUACAGAAGACGGAUAAAAAGGCACUAUCCUUUUUACAUUCUACGCUCUUUAAGGUGUUGAAGAAAGACUUGAUCACAACAUUACCUACCGAAAUCAUAAGUAACAUUUUGCAGAAUCUCGAUCACACCAAUUUGUUAAACUGUUUCCAAGUUUCUAAAAAAUGGUCAAACGUUAUCUCCCACUUCCCGGAACUGUGGAAGAACUUGAUAUUUAAGGAAAAGUUGAUCACUACGGAGGACGACUAUCUCGAAGACUACGAACUUAUCAAAAACAACAGACCAGAUUUAUCUGUCGACAAAAUCCCACAGCUGAUUUACCAAAGACGCCUCCUAAUCCAAAAAAGGUGGAUGAACACUAACUACAAACCCAAGAGGCUUAUUAUUCCCGAAGAAUCAUUAGAUAUUGUCACCUGUUUACAGUUCGAUAAGGACAAAAUUGCAGUAGGGUCUGACGCAAAUCAUAUAAUAAUCUGUGACACAGAAUCUGGGAAACUGUUGAAAACUUUGCGUGGACAUAACGGUGGUGUAUGGGCAAUGAAGUUUUAUAAGAACACCUUGGCGUCAGGCGCAACAGAUCGAUCUGUGAGAAUCUGGGACAUUGAAAGGGGGGUUUGUACUCAUAUUUUUAGAGGUCACACUGCAACAGUUAGAUGUCUUGAGAUCAUAGAACCAAGACAAAUUGGUACCGACGAUGAGGGUAACCCAAUUAUUUAUCCUGAAGCCCCUCUGUUGAUCACAGGCGCCCGAGAUAAUGCCUUAUACGUAUGGAAAUUACCAAUCAAUGAUGGUAAGAACGAUAAAGUAUCAGAUGUUCCAAUCGAUUUGCACGCUUCCAAUAACCCUAACUUUGUCACCGUAUUGAGAGGUCAUACUGCGGCGGUUCGUGCAGUUACGGGUUAUGCAAACAUUGUCAUCAGCGGAAGUUAUGACUCCACUGCAAGAGUUUGGGAUCUACGGACAGGAGAGUGUAAGUGGAUCUUGAAAGGCCAUACAGGAAACAUUUACAGCUGCGUGUACGACGUGAAACGGAACCGUUGCUACACUGGUUGUGAUGAUAAUACCUUAAGAGUUUGGGAUUUAAAUACAGGCGAAACGAUAGCAAUUUUGGAAGGCCACCAGAGUCUUGUCGGUUUGAUAACCUCUUCUGAUAAUGUGUUGGUAUCGGCUGCUGCAGACUCAACUGUGAGACUGUGGGAUCCGGAUACAGGGCAGACAAAAAAAGUGUUCCGUGGCCAUCGCUCUCCUAUUACUUGUGUCGCAAGCGACGAUUACAAAGUCUUGUCUGGUAGCCAAGGGAUGUUGAAGCUAUGGGAUGUUCAAACAGGUGCCUUUGUCCGUGAUCUAGCAAAUGAUGUAGACGGCGCUGUCUGGCAAGUGGCCUUUGACUAUCGUCGCUGCGUUGCUGCCAUGCAGCGUGACAAUACAACAUUCAUCGAUGUCACAGACUUUUGCCCUGCUGAAGAUGAUCCUUGGGCGCAUCCUUCUUCUCUUGCAACGACUAAUUAGUCUGUCUUUUACACAGCAGCUACUUUGUUAAAAAUCCUCGUAUUAGUUGUAGCCGAUUAUUUAUUCUAAUUUCCAGGCGCGGUAACAUUUUUCUUUAUUUUUUUUUCUUUCCUCAUGUUUCAUGUUCUUUAGUGUUAAAUAUGAAAUGAUAUCCAUC